Molecule: messenger RNA, 2434 nt
Organism: Pristis pectinata (smalltooth sawfish)
Lineage: Eukaryota; Metazoa; Chordata; Chondrichthyes; Rhinopristiformes; Pristidae
Product: centromere protein F-like
Exons: 5
Coding region: 133-2022 (629 amino acids)
Biological process (GO): regulation of G2/M transition of mitotic cell cycle; metaphase chromosome alignment; mitotic cell cycle
Cellular component (GO): spindle pole; chromosome, centromeric region; nucleus
Molecular function (GO): transcription factor binding; protein homodimerization activity; dynein complex binding
Source: RefSeq, a predicted model, not a curated record
UGCUGAUUCUUGAGGAGGAGAAACCAUCGUUUAUCUAAUGAACUGAAGUCCUCUACUCUUGAAAAUCAGAACCUUUCUGACAAAGCAAAAAAUCUGGAAGAAGACCUCAGUGAAGUGAAAACACAGUUGCAGAUGGAUAAAGGUAAAAUUUUUGAAAUGGCCAAGAUCUUGGAGCAUCUAGAGAUGGAUAAAAGGGACAAGGAUGAACAGUUCCUUGAACUUGAAAUGGAACUGAAACGAACAAAGUCAAAUAAAGCUAAUUUAGAAAAUCAUAUCCUGGAAGUGGAAGUUGACCUGGACAAACUUCAGACCAAGAAGCAAACUUUGGAAAAGGAACUUGAAUCGGCUCAACAAGCUAUUAAUGUGCAGACAGAAAAGCUGACUGAGCUUGAAGCAAAAAGUAACAAGUUUACUCAGGAUCUUCACGCGUUAGCUGAAACAAAUGAUAAACUAGAGCAAACCAAUAAAAGUUUGAAGACCAAGGUGCAGGAAUUUGAAGCAGAGAAAAUCUACAGUGCUAACAUGAAUGGGUUGCUUGAAGGUGAAAUAAGGAAACUCACCAACCAGCUACAAACUGUUGCAGAACAUAUGGAGCAGGCUUCAAAGGAAAAGGAAGACUUGAUCCAACAACUCCAAUAUUUGGAAAAUAAUGCUAAGUUGGAUACAGAAAGAAAGGAGGAAUUCCAAAAGCAAUUGAAUCAGUUGAAGGAAGAAAACAUAUCCAUGUGUGAGCAGACUGAGGAUUUGCAAAACAAGAUUAGUGUAAUAGAACUUGAAAAAUCAAAACUACUCCAGUCUUUGGAAUCCUCUUUGCUGGAAAAAGGUGAAGUUGCAGCAAGGCUGAACUCCACCAAGACAGAGGUAGCGGAAAUGCGGCAUGCUAUUGAGAAGCUUAAAGUACGCAUUGAGGCAGAUCAGAAGAAAAGCCAGGACAUGGCUGCAAAACUCAAAGCAAGUGAUCGAAAAGCAGACUCUCUUCAAGAUAAGAUUGAGGCUCUUGAAAGGGAGCUUCAGGCCUCGGAGGAAAAUACAGAGGACUUAGUAAUGCAAGCUGAAACUGCAAAGGAACAGGUUGAAGUAUUGGAGGAAGAGAAAAAAACUAUUACUGAGAAACUGGAGUUAUUGGUUGUAAAGCUCAAUACCUUGUCCUCUGAGAAACAAGAUCUAGAAAAGCAACUACGACAAAAUCAAGAGAAGUUAGAAGAUAAUUGUUCAAAUUUGUUAAGAAACUCAGAAGCAGCCGAAAACGAAAGACUCAAAAUGGCAGAAGCUUAUGAGGGUUCUAUUAAUGAACUACAGACUCAAAUUAGCAAUUUAAAUGAAAAGAUGAAAAAUUGCCAAGAGGAAUUGGAAGUACUUAGAGAAAAUGAGAAAAAUUACCUCAGUCAAAAUUCAUGUUUGGAAUGUGAAAAGAUCCAACUAUCCAAUCAACUUCAGGAAGCUGCUGGCUUAAGUGUGGGUCUUCAGUCGGCAAAUGCAGUGCUAAAUAAAGAUCUUCAAGCUGUUCAGCAGAAGUUAGAUGAGCACCUAGAAGAGAAGGAGAAGCUUCAGCAACAAAUCAUGGAUCUGGAGACAUUGAAGCAAAAGAACUCAACAGAUUUGUGUAAUUUACAGACUGAGAUGGAAAACUUGAAGAAAGAAAACCAGAACCUGCAGAGGGCAGCAGCUGAAUUUCAGCAGGCUGCACAUGAUCUGUCAGUUAAGCAUAACGCAAUGCUAAUCACUAAGGAAACUUCUGAGAAGCAACUAAAGAAAGAAUUACAGGUUGCUCAGUUAAAGGCUUCUGCACUUCUUGAUCAGGUAAAUGAACUGACUGAGAAUAACAAUAAACUGCAGAGUGAUUUGUCCUUCGCCAAUGAAAAGAUUCUGAAAAUACAAGAAGACUUUGAUAUGGAAAAGAAUUUAAUUUCCGCACAACUUGAAGAGUUCAGAAGUCAGACAGAAAGCUUUAAGUUGCAGCUAGAAUUCUCUCAAUCAGAAAAAUACAAGUUGGAAAAAGGACCUUGGAUACUUCCAGAAUGAAUUGCAAGUCACUGAUACUUUGAAAAAAACAAGUAGAAGAUUAUAAACAGAGCAUAAGUUGUAUCCAAAGAGAUCACCAAGCUGUGCUUAAAGAUGUACGGGAGAAGCACGAAGCCGAGUUGCAGACGUACCAAGAGAAAAUAGUUGGAAUGAAACAACAGCUUACUGCAAAAGAGGUAGAAAUCGACAAUCUAAAGAGUGCUAAAGAAGCAGCAAAUACUGCCAUAAAAGAUGACAACUGCAAGGUGGAGGAAUUGCAAAAAUCAGUUGCCAAGCUGAAAAGAGACAAGGAUUGUGCUCAGAGUAAACUGCUGCUCUGGAUGAAAAGCUGUAAACAGCUGGAGCAUGAGAAGGAAUCACUGAAGAAACACAUUCAACACAAGAAGAACUGCUCACAAAGCUCCAGAAUAGC